Molecule: messenger RNA, 1195 nt
Organism: Apis dorsata (giant honeybee)
Lineage: Eukaryota; Metazoa; Arthropoda; Insecta; Hymenoptera; Apidae
Gene: Coprox
Product: oxygen-dependent coproporphyrinogen-III oxidase
Exons: 1
Coding region: 16-1176 (386 amino acids)
Cellular component (GO): cytoplasm; mitochondrial intermembrane space
Molecular function (GO): coproporphyrinogen oxidase activity
Source: RefSeq, a predicted model, not a curated record
UAAUUACAGGUAACUAUGGUAUCCCGUACAUUAUUAAGAAAUUGGGUUUCUUUACGUCAUUUUUUUCAUAAAUAUUCAUAUACAGUUCAACAUAAAAUUAAAAAUAUAAAUUACAUUGGGAUUGGGAUAUUCACAAGUAUCAUAGUUUAUAGUACUUCAGGAAUUACAGUAUUAGCAGCCCAAAAUGAGUUAGAUAUAAAAAGAUUUAUGGCACAACCUAUUACUGAUGUUAAAGAAUUAAGUAAAAGACAGGAUAUGAGAAAAAAAAUGGAAUUAUUAGUAAUGACAACUCAAGCAGAUUUUUGUAAAGCUCUGGAAUCCUUAGAAGAUCCAAAUCAUCGUUUUAAAGUUGAUAGAUGGAUUAGAAAGGAAGGUGGUGGAGGAAUUACUUGUGUUUUACAAGAUGGAGUUAUUUUUGAAAAAGCUGGUGUAAAUGUAUCUGUUGUUACUGGUACAUUACCACCAGGUGCAGUACAGCAAAUGAGAGCACGUGGAAAAAAUAUGCAAGAAGGAUCUGUACCAUUUUUUGCAGCUGGUGUAAGUGCUGUAAUUCAUCCUCGUAAUCCCAUGAUUCCAACAAUACAUUUUAACUAUCGCUACUUUGAAGUAGAAAAUUCAGAUGGUUCGAUUCAAUGGUGGUUUGGAGGUGGUACUGAUCUUACACCUUAUUAUUUAAAUGAAGAUGAUAUAAAACAAUUUCAUAAGACUUUAAAAAUUGCAUGUGAUAAACAUGAUCUUUCGUUUUAUCCAAAAUAUAAAAAAUGGUGUGAUGACUAUUUUUUUAUUACACAUAGAGGAGAACGUAGAGGAGUAGGUGGUAUCUUUUUUGAUGACAUUGAUACACCUAGCCAAGAAGAAGCAUUUCAAUUUGUAAAAUCUUGUGCAGAAGCUGUAAUUCCUUCUUACAUUCCAUUAAUUGAAAAACAUAAAAAUGAUAGAUAUGGACAAGCUGAAAGGCAAUGGCAAUUAUUACGUAGAGGAAGAUAUGUUGAAUUUAAUUUAAUAUAUGAUCGUGGUACAAAAUUUGGUUUAUAUACACCUGGAGCACGAUAUGAAAGUAUAUUAAUGUCUUUGCCUUUGUCAGCAAAAUGGCAUUAUAUGCAUGAACCAGAACCUGAUUCAAAAGAAGCAGAACUUGUUAAUGUAUUGAGAAAUCCUAAAGAAUGGUUAAAGUAAUAUAAAAAAGCUUUGUAAA